AUGAGGGCUGAAGCUAAGCUGCAAGUGCGCGAGGGAAUGCGUCUUAUUUUCAACCAGGAAUCGUCCCCGAUGGACAGAUCUUCACGAUCAAGAAGUCGCAGCAGUAGCAGCAGCAGUAGUAGCAGUGAUGGUUCUUACUCCAGCAGUGAUAAAAGCAGAUCUCGCUCUGUGUCACGGAGAUCACGGAGGCCACGACACAGCUCACGCUGCACUUCAUCGUCAAGCAGCAGCCCCUGUUCUCGUUCUCGUUCUCGUCCACGAUGCUGCCGAGCUUCAGGUCGUUCCAGCUGUCGGCUUCGUGGUCGAUCUCGCUCUAACAGACCCUAUCCUAGGCACUCAUCCCGUUUCAGGCGAAGAAGAUACUCGCGCUCCGUCAGCCGAUCUUCUUCCCGAGAACGUUACUACAGGAGGUCAAGAACUUCCCGCUCUCGCUCUCCAAGCUAUAGGAGAAGAGCUCCCUCCUACAGAAGAUCCUACAGCCCCAGGCCGAACUCUCCGGAACGUUCUUUACAUCUUAGUCAGAAAGACAAAAUGGAACUUCUUAACAUUGCCAGAGAGAAUGCAGCAAAGAUUCUGGGAGUAGAAGCAGUGAAGCUGCCUGCUAGUGUGAGGUAUUUUGAGGAACAAAUGAAAAAGACGAUAGCACCCGACACGGAGAAAAGGGUGAGAGCCGACCCGGUGCCAGUGAAUAAACCAUCACAGGAUGAAGAACGUUGUCGCCAAGCCGCCCAGCAGCCCAACGCAUCACGUUACAGAGAGUAA
Molecule: messenger RNA, 762 nt
Organism: Tachysurus fulvidraco (yellow catfish)
Lineage: Eukaryota; Metazoa; Chordata; Actinopteri; Siluriformes; Bagridae
Gene: rsrp1
Product: arginine/serine-rich protein 1
Exons: 4
Coding region: 1-762 (253 amino acids)
Source: RefSeq, a predicted model, not a curated record